UUUAAUAAAAUCUUGAAAUUAAUUAAAUUACUGUAUUUUAAAGAUUUCUUGAAGAAAAAAAAGAAAAAAACUAUCAAUGUCUACAUAUUCAACGAGUAUUUUUAAAGAAUCACUUCGGAAACGAAGAGGAAACAGCGAUUUGGACUCUACAUCUCAAUAUACAAGCCAAAAAGUAUUAAAUAAAGAAGAAGAAAAAAAGGAAUUUCCGUCGAAAGGACAGUGUUGUUCUGAAAAUAUUAUGAAAUAUAUGAAAUUCUUAAUUAUUCCAAUUAUUUUAUAUAUAUUAGCCUUAUUUACAAGACUUUAUAAUAUUAAAGCUUCAAAUCGUGUUGUUUGGGACGAAGCGCACUUUGGGAAGUUUUCAUCUUAUUAUAUUAGAAGGCAAUUCUAUUUCGACGUUCAUCCUCCUCUUGGAAAGACAUUACUAGGUUUAUCAGCAUACUUUUCAGGUCAUAAUGGAACAUUUGAAUUUUCAAGUGGAGAAAUAUACCCAGAAGCCCUUAAUUAUGGAUUUAUGCGUUCGUUCUGCGCAAUUAUUGGGGCACUAUGUAUUCCGUUGGCAUAUUUUACAGCAAUUGAGCUGAAUUAUUCUUUUUACGCAUCGCUUCUUGUGGGAUUAAUGGUCUUAUGUGAUAACUCUCUUGCAACCAUUAGUAGAUUUAUUCUUUUGGAUAGUAUUUUACUUUUUUUGUCUUUAACAACAAUAUAUAGUCUAUCGAAAUUUCAUUCAUAUCGUUAUAGACCAUUUUCAUACAGAUGGUACAAAUGGCUUUUUCUAACAGGAAUAUCAAUUGGAUGUGUUUGUAGUGUCAAAUGGCUUGGUAUUCUUGUUGCACUCUUAUGCGGCAUAUAUACCAUUGAUGAUCUUUGGGUUAAAUUUGGAGACUUUAAAAUGCCAAAGAAAAUAUAUUUAAAACAUUGGAUUACUCGUAUUGUAGCCUUGAUUUUCGUGCCAUUUCUUAUUUAUGCACUAACUUUUUUUGUUCAUUUUAAAAUUCUAAAUCACUCAGGCACAGGAGAUUCACAUAUGAGCUCUUUAUUUCAGGCAAAUCUCAUAGGAUCCAAUAUUAAUAAAAGCCCUAUUUAUGUUGCAUAUGGUUCUAAAGUAACUAUCAAAAAUAUGGGCUAUUCAGGAGGGUUACUUCAUUCUCAUGUUCAGACUUUUCCAACUGGUUCAAAUCAACAACAAGUCACAUGUUAUCACCAUAGAGAUGAAAAUAACGAUUGGCGUAUUCAUCCUUCUCAUAACUCAGAACCAGUAUCUAGCGAAGACCCUUUAAUUUUUUUACGAAAUAAUGACGUUCUUCGUCUUAUUCAUAACUCAACUGGAUGUAACCUUCAUAGUCAUGACAUUUCUGCGCCUAUUACAAAAACUCAGAAUGAAGUUUCAUGCUAUGGAAAUCUUACUAUAGGCGAUGACAACGAUCAUUGGGUAAUUGAAGUCAUCAAAGAUUCAAAUCCACGAGAUACUCGCAUUAAAACAAUCAAAACAGCUUUUCGACUUCGUCACAUUAUUCAUAAUUGUUAUUUGAGAGCAGAAAAUGUUCAUUUACCUCAAUGGGGAUUUAAGCAAAUUGAAGUUACAUGUGAUAAAACAAACAAUCCUAAGGAUUAUUAUACACACUGGAAUAUUGAAAACCAUUGGAAUGAUCGAUUGCCUUCAGGUAAUAUCAAAUUCUACAAAUCAUCUUUUUGGUAUGAUUUUUUCUAUAUCAAUAUAGCCAUGAUGAACACCAAUAAUGCACUUCUUCUCGACAAAGGGAAAAAGGAUGAUUUGAUAUCAUAUCCAUGGCAAUGGCCUAUUGCAAUAUCAGGCAUUCGAAUGUGCUCUUGGGAUGAUAAUGUUCCAAAAUUCUAUCUUCUAGGGAAUCCCGCUGUAUAUUGGAUAUCUUUGGGAUCAAUCUUUCUGUUUUUUAUAUUAAUCUUAUUUUAUACUAUUCGUUGGAAACGACAUUAUAUUGAUUUCACUCCAGAUAAAUUUGAUCAUUUCCAUUAUGUUGGAUUAUAUCCCUUAUUAGGAUGGAUUCUUCAUUAUUUUCCAUUUUUCAUUAUUAAAAGAGUUUUGUAUCUACAUCACUAUUUUCCUGCAUUACUUUUUGCAAUUUUAACAACCGGUUUUGUUUUUGAUCAUUUAACAGGGUCAAUACCCGUACUUUUUCGAAAAAUUAUUUUUAGUAUCGCUUAUAUCUCAGUUAUUCUAACGUUUAUUUAUUUUAAGGAUAUUACAUUUGGAAUGAUAGGUCCUUCUAACCAAUGGAAAUAUUUACAAUGGCUCCCAACAUGGAGGAUCAGCAACUAACUACCUAUAUAGAGGUACCAAUAACAUGGUUGGAUCAUGAUAGAGAUAUCAUAAAAUCAAAAAUCUUCCAAUCAUCAAAAAAAAUCAUAUUAAAAAAUUCACAAAAACACGACUCAAUCUAUUAUUGAAGGACUCUUCAAUACCUUCUAUUUCUU
Messenger RNA from Pneumocystis murina B123, 2454 nucleotides. RefSeq lists its product as hypothetical. Gene Ontology annotation, molecular function: dolichyl-phosphate-mannose-protein mannosyltransferase activity. The record is from RefSeq and is a predicted model, not a curated record. Bases 77 to 2299 code for a protein of 740 amino acids. Gene Ontology annotation, biological process: protein O-linked glycosylation via mannose. Gene Ontology annotation, cellular component: endoplasmic reticulum; membrane. The transcript has 12 exons. Lineage: Eukaryota; Fungi; Ascomycota; Pneumocystomycetes; Pneumocystales; Pneumocystaceae.